This is a messenger RNA of Ostrinia furnacalis (Asian corn borer), 1031 nucleotides long. RefSeq names its product zinc finger protein 57. Gene Ontology annotation, biological process: regulation of transcription by RNA polymerase II. NCBI's taxonomy places the organism in Eukaryota, Metazoa, Arthropoda, Insecta, Lepidoptera, Crambidae. Bases 1 to 918 code for a protein of 305 amino acids. Gene Ontology annotation, molecular function: DNA-binding transcription factor activity, RNA polymerase II-specific; sequence-specific DNA binding. Gene Ontology annotation, cellular component: nucleus. The record is from RefSeq and is a predicted model, not a curated record. The transcript is spliced from 8 exons.
AUGCCUAUGUCGCCUCUAUCUUACGCUACGGACUGCUUCUCUGGGGAAAUAGUGUUGAAAAGCCAGACACAAAGCAAAGAGGAGAAGGCAAAAGAAAAACUGUACAUUCCUUGCAAAGGCUGCAACAAGGUGUUUCACUCUAAGAAGAGCUACCGGGCGCAUGUGGUAAUCCACAACGGCCUAACAUAUCCGUGUCAGAUCUGCGGCAAACUCUUCCAAUGGAAACGCAACUUGGCGCGUCACACUCGUGCGCAUCGAGAAAGAGACGCAGGCGCUACUUACGAAUGUCGCGCGUGUGGAAAGAGCUUCGCCAGUAGAGACUGUUACAACAACCACAUGCGACUGAGCAAGCGGCAUGUGGCCGAGGAAGCGUUGGCUCACACUUGCAACUACUGUGGCAAAAAGUUCGCGACGAAAUACUGCAUGGUGGACCAUAUCGACUGGGACCAUUUGAAGAGGAUCAAAUACCAGUGCAGCGUUUGUUUCAAGGCGUUCAAAACGGCCAAAAUAAUGGUGGCGCAUAUGAACAACAUACACGGAGGCAAGAAGAGUAAGGAACCAGAUGGACAGCAUCUGUGCGAGAUUUGCGGGAAGUCUUACAAGUCCGUGAAGCGCCUCAAAGGCCACGUGUGGGCAAUGCACACGAACCGCUCUUCGUCCAAAAUCUUCAAGUGCAAGCUGUGUCCAGCUACGUUUUUGUGGCAAACCUCCAUCUACAAACACGUCAAGAUGAUGCACGGCGGCGCCAAGCGAGCCAAGCAAACGCGGACAAUGCCAACCAAGAAGCAAGAGCCCUACCCGGAAAUCGAACUGACGAACCGCAUGUACUUCCAGCCCAAUAUGGCCGCCGGGAUAGUGCCCAGCAUUGGGCAAAUCCAGCAAGUGCCUGUGGGCAUUGUGCAGAACAUUGUUGUAUAGUAAAUAGUGUAGGCCAAAUUGUCUAUGGUAGAGGGCCGCAGUGGAGACUAAAUGACCUGAUGAUGAUGAUGAUUAUAUUGUAUUGAUAGUUGUUGCAAUGAGGGCUAUCGUUU